CCCGUACACUGUGGCCACCUAUAGUCAUCCAUAUUGCCACACUUUCAGCAAACCUUAAAUACAACUAAUAUCCUGCUUGUGGUUUAGAAGAUGCCUCUAGGUUGGUACCUCGCUCAGGGUAUGGUGCCAUUGGGGCCUAGUAGCAGUGAUGACGAAGAGGGUCCAUGUACGUUACCAAACGGUCGACUUGUGUGUGGUCCGCAUGGCCUCGUUACCUGUGGGAGGUGUUGCACGGACUACAGCUUCAUGGACGAUGUCCUGAGCGAAGAAGAUGAACACGGUCGUGUUGAUGACGACGAUGAUGAUGACGAUGAUGACGAGGUUGUUGAUUCAGACACAGAGGCCAUGUACAGGGAGUUGAGUCCCUCGGCAAGAGCAGAGAUCGAUGCUAGAUGGGGCCCGCACUCUCUGCAUCGCUCGAACAACGAAGAGGAGGCCGCAGCCGUUCGACUACCUUGGCCCAUGGUUUUAGGCCCGAUUUAUGUCACGCGUAAUGGGAUCCCUCUUGACUUUGGCCUUGAGAUGAGAAGAGGCACUGGUCGCGUCUUUCCUACCAAGUUCUUUCCACCUUCGUCUUCGAUCAGACCAACCGAGCUAUUCACGAGUCGGACAUUGCAGCCAUCACAACUGGCCAAGUGGACUCACCGGAGCGAUCCACACAAAGUCCUCAUCUUCACAGACGGCGCGUGCUUGAAUAAUGGGCAGCCGAACCCGAAAGCCGGGUGGGCAUUUGUGGAUGGACCGGGACGCGGAAUCGGGGCCGGCACAAGAUCUGGCCGUCUGGAGACGAAGGGCCCAUUUGGCGACGAUGGCAUCCAGAGCAGCAACCGUGCGGAGCUCCGUGCUGUCAUAGCAGCCCUUCGUUUUAGAGAUUGGGACGUCGAGGGAUAUUACACAAUAAUCAUUGCGACGGACUCGGCAUAUGUGGUCCAGGGUUGCUGCAAGUGGGUCAAGACCUGGAUCCGGCACGGCUGGAAGACGAACGCUAGGGCCGACGUCAAGAACAGGGACUUGUGGGAAAUGCUUCUCGGCGAGGUCGAGCGAUGGCACGACAAGGACGUUGCUAUUCAAUUCUGGAAGAUUCCUAGAGAGUGGAAUGACGUUGCUGAUGCGGCCGCAAAAAGGGCAGCUGCAGAUGAAUACUUACGUGAUAAGUGGACGGAUUUGAUGGGUGGACGGAUCUAAUGGGUGUCACAAGGCAGUUGGACGUUGUGCAAAAGCAUAAUAUACCUGGAGGCCAUGUUGAUGCCACUGCCCAGUCGACGGGGUUCUUUACAGUAUUUGUGUAAAACGUUGAGGGGCUGCAAGUCGUAAACUUAGAAGACAUCAUAUGUGGACGGUUUAUAAUGGACGUUGAAUGUGUCGCGACUAAUAAUCUGGCUCUGCUGAAUUAAAACUCAGCUGCAACACAUGGGUACUUCCCAUGCCUUACUAUCG
This is a messenger RNA of Truncatella angustata, 1437 nucleotides long. RefSeq names its product ribonuclease H-like domain-containing protein. Gene Ontology annotation, molecular function: nucleic acid binding; RNA-DNA hybrid ribonuclease activity. The record is from RefSeq and is a predicted model, not a curated record. The transcript has 2 exons. Lineage: Eukaryota; Fungi; Ascomycota; Sordariomycetes; Amphisphaeriales; Sporocadaceae. Gene Ontology annotation, biological process: DNA replication, removal of RNA primer. Bases 91 to 1185 code for a protein of 364 amino acids.